AUGAAAUGCGAAUUGUGUCGAAGUAAUUUUAAAAGAAAAUUACAACUCAAUGGUUAAACAGUUGAUUUGGUGGAACUAAGCAAGAGGUAAUUCCAGAGCUAUGCAGUAUUGGAAAUGAAGAAGCCAUUGCUGAAAUCAAAGGAAAGAUUGACCUAUAUUCUCAAUUUGGAAAAACUUGAAUAAUUCAAGAUUGGAAGAGCCAAUGAUAAUCAUAUUCGAUUAUGCGAUAUUAGUGUGAGUAGGUUUCAUUGCAAAUUAACUUUGCACAAUAAAGAGUUUUAUAUUCAAGACAACAAUUCUAAAUUUGGUACUCUCCUUAAGUUGAAGUAAUCGAUGCCAUUGUUGAAGGAGUUUUAGAAUGUGCAAGUUUAGGUUGGGCGAACGUUGUUUGAAUUCGAGAACGUAAGCAACGGUUACUAAUGA
Messenger RNA from Paramecium tetraurelia, 423 nucleotides. RefSeq lists its product as uncharacterized. The transcript is spliced from 2 exons. NCBI's taxonomy places the organism in Eukaryota, Ciliophora, Oligohymenophorea, Peniculida, Parameciidae. Gene Ontology annotation, molecular function: protein binding. The record is from RefSeq and is a predicted model, not a curated record.